This is a messenger RNA of Lindgomyces ingoldianus, 3117 nucleotides long. RefSeq lists its product as uncharacterized. The transcript has a single exon. Gene Ontology annotation, molecular function: MAP kinase tyrosine/serine/threonine phosphatase activity; protein tyrosine/threonine phosphatase activity. The record is from RefSeq and is a predicted model, not a curated record. Gene Ontology annotation, biological process: protein dephosphorylation; negative regulation of MAPK cascade. Bases 1 to 3117 code for a protein of 1038 amino acids. NCBI's taxonomy places the organism in Eukaryota, Fungi, Ascomycota, Dothideomycetes, Pleosporales, Lindgomycetaceae. Gene Ontology annotation, cellular component: cytosol; cytoplasm; nucleus.
AUGGACUCAUCCUCUGUAACAGACCCCUCCCCGGGACCUUCACCAGAAUCGCCCAUUGCCAAGGUUGCUUCGUCCUCAUUUGUACCCGAUUUCCGGUCUCGAAGAACGGACAACGCCGUGGCGGAACCUUCGCAAAAUGCCUUCUUCGAACUGCAAAGGCCCAUGACGCCUGCAAAAAAGCCGAGGAAUCUGAAGAACCUCGGAAUCAAUACGGCAAGCUCAUUGGGCAACCUCCGUUCGAACCCAUCUGCACCUCUACCCGUUCUCGCCAAAAAAGAAAAGAACACUUCCGCCCCAACAUCUCCCUCAUUCAUUAAGCCGCCAACCCCACCGAAGCGACGGCCUAGCAAUUUGAGCUUAACAAUCCAAACUCCUGGCAGCGAUAGUAAGCCCAUGCGGCUCGUUAUCCCUUCCACUCCUGCCCUCAAUCGUCCAGCGUUGCGCCAUUUCCAGUCUUCGCCUUCGCUUCCGUUAUGUUCUCCCAGUGUAGCUCCAGGUGGCGGGAUGCAACUCCCCAUUCUUCGCCCCAUCAAAACCAAUCCCCACGGUUUUGCCGAAGUGCCCAUAGAGAUGGAGGAGGAGGACCAGGAACCAAAUUUCGACAUUCCCCAGUCUCGCGAAGAGAAACCCGCCGCUUAUCCGAAUGGGCCAAUAUGUAUAUACGAAUCCGGUGUAUAUUUAUAUUUCGAGCCCACAGCAGAGCAGGCAGCGACUUACGAUGUGAUCAUAAAUGUUGCCAGCGAGGUCAAGAAUCCUUUCACAGCCUCAGCCGAGGAAUUACAGAAGGACUUGGAUGCAAGGCGCGUUGAUGGACCUCCUCCAGAGACUGUGGAUUUUGCUGCAAUACCCGAACGGACCAAGGCAUCGUCAGUCGAUACACAGAGCAGCUCUCCUACUACACCGAAGGCUACUCCUAUCUUGGAGACUACCAAGCCAACCAUGAAAACCGUGAACGGAACAACUCUGCAGAUUCCGGAGUAUAUUCAUAUGCCUUGGGAACACAACACUGACAUUGUGCCGGACCUCUUUAAGCUAGUAAAGCUUAUUGAUGACAGAGUACAGCAAGGAAAGCGUGUCCUUGUCCAUUGCCAGUGCGGUGUUAGUCGCUCGGCGAGUUUGAUUGUCGCCUAUGGGUUGUACAAGAAUCCAGGUAUUAGCGUUCAAGAAGCGUACGAUUCUGUAAAGAAACGGAGCAAAUGGAUAGGACCAAACAUGAAUCUCAUCAUGCAGCUCCAAGAGUUUAGGAAUGGCCUCCUUCGAGCAAAUGGAGACAGGGCGUUCCACAACCAAGUUUAUGGCCUGAACCUCCCGAGGAGGUCCGCUGGCCUGCCAACUACGGUCUCUUCGGGGGCGAACAGGCACUCUCCCUUCGACAUGGAAGUAUCCGCUGGCUCAAGAACACCACGUACAGCACCCCUACCACCAGACACCGACUUGAACAUGCAACGGGCAAGUACCGGAAAUAUGAUAUCGAUAUCGCCUGGCCCAUUGUCUGCACCAUCUGGUGUCUUCUUCUCUCCUGGAUACCGCCGCUCGUGGGCCUCUAGUCAGACACAUUUUGAUUUAUCGCCAAAGUCCUCGCCCACCACCUCUGCUACACCUUAUGUGGACCCAAAAGGCCAGGUUGUACCCGUUCUUUCAAUCACCAAUAAUGAUCAAUCACCUGGCAUAAUGGAUGCAAACAUGAACGAGCAGUCUAUUCACCAAGAGCCACACGUAAAUCUCCAACCCCUCCCAGUUCCCAAUUUCUCACGUCAAUUACCGUUCAGGGAGCAGAUGCAACAUGAGGGAUUUGGUGCAGCCACAUCGCCCAAGUCGGAGGACUUUCAUACGGCACCGUUGAGACUGGAUGAUUUCGAUACUCUAAGGUCUCCAAUGGCCUCGAAUUUCAAUAUUCACCCGCUUGUUCCUAACAAUCACGCAAACGUAUCCCCAUUGCUGUCUCCAAGGAAAACGGAAUUCAACACUGGCCCAUGGACACAGGUCAACCCCCUAAACUCUCACACGCUUCCAAGAUCACCAGAAUCUCAUGAUGAGAAUAUGCCAAUGUCUCCAAGAUCCACCGAGUUCCAUAUGACUGGUCUGCACCAAGGCGAGAUCGAUGAAUCAUACAGCCUUCUAUCUCCUCGCGCUACAGGCUUCGAUUCUGAGCGACCGCAACCAUUGGGGUCAAGCAAUCAGUCAUCACAGCACUUUAAUCUUACUUCGCCUGCAGCGACCGGGUUCCCAAAGGAUAUAUUCACUCCUUCGAACGAUACACUGGAUGUCGAAAUGACUUCGCCAAGGGCUACUGAGUUCCACAUGACACCGCUAAAACCAAGAUUGGCAGAUGUUGAUCCAUUUGGGUUGACUUCGCCUAGGCAAUUCGGAUUCCCUAGAAAUCCUUUUGAGAACGCAGACCUGACACUGCCACCGCAAGUCGAAUCUGAAACCCGACGCCCUUCGUUUCAAGCGAUACUUCCGCCAUCCCAUCUACCACAACCCGAAGCAUUCAAUGGAUUUGCUUCAUUAAACAGCACUGCAGCGCAAAUGCAGCCAACUAUUUUCGCGCCAACUCCACUUGCAAAUCUCGAGAAUUCGAAGAUCUCAAGUUCUGGCCGAAUUGACAGCUUGAGUACUUCACCGGAAUCUCAAUCUGCUCGUCUACUAGAGCCUCACACACCCGGAUUUAAACCCACCGAGGAGAAUGUCCCUUUUGCUCCUUCGACUUCCCAGCAAGCGCUCCUUUCCACACCUUCGAAACAGACCGCCAUCCGAACUCGCUUCUCGUCACCGAACAUGCGCGAGCAGAGAAGACUCCACAAGUUGCAGACUGAGAUGGAGGCUCUACUGCCACCACGGUCGCCGCACCUGCCACAGGCGGCUGAUGACCUCGAUGCGUUGAUGUCACCACGUGCAGAAGAAUUCACGAGGAAUCCAUUCCACAUGGAUCUAAAGGCAACCACUGAUGACACAAGCCCAGCAUCGUCCAACGAGACGAUCAAGGAUGGCCAGGGCGGUUCUGAAUGGAAGGAGACACUUCAAUGGACGCCGCCAAGGGUGAUCGAUGAAGACCCUCGAAGUCCAGUACAAACAGGGAGCAGCCCCAUCGUCAGAAAUAUCUGGGAUGUCUUAUGA